AUGACAUCUGGCGAUGCGAUCUACGAAUCUGUGAAAGAUCUUCCAUUUGCAAAUGGCAAAUUUGACUCCACCCCGAAGGUGAAAGAUCCUGUCAUCAACUUCAAAUUGAAAAAAGAUCAAAGACAAGUUACCUUGUUCAAUGUUCAUGAUGUGUCUACUGUUCCCGAGAACUUGGUGAUAUCUCUUCAAAAAGAGUUCAAUUUUGUUGUUGAAGAGGGCCUAACCUAUCCGUACCAUGAAACGAAAUCACUUGAUGAUUUCAAGAGUUAUUGGUUUCACCACUUUGCGGCCAUUUUGAUUGAUGGGAGCUACAGCUCAUUUAAUGAUACCCAAUUACAAAAUCUAUCAGUACAGCAAUGGAAUGAGUUAUUUCUCGGCACAUUUUAUGUCAAGCCAAAUUACAUAGGGCGCUGCUCGCACGCUUGCAAUGCAGGUUUUAUCAUCAAUCAUGUGAAACGAGGUUUAGGCUUGGGAAAAGAGUUGGGAGCAAAAUAUUUGGAAAUUGCACCGCAGUUGGGGUACGUGUAUUCUGUUUUCAACUUGGUGUUUGAGACUAAUGUGGCAAGUUUAAAGAUUUGGGAUUCCUUAGGGUUUGAAAGAAUUGGGUAUGUAAAGAAUGUGGCUGUAUUGAAAGGUCAUGAUAAAUUAGUGGGUGCAUACAUGUUUGGAAAAGAUUUACAGGAGGCAUAG
Molecule: messenger RNA, 690 nt
Organism: Lodderomyces theae
Lineage: Eukaryota; Fungi; Ascomycota; Pichiomycetes; Serinales; Debaryomycetaceae
Exons: 1
Coding region: 1-690 (229 amino acids)
Molecular function (GO): acyltransferase activity, transferring groups other than amino-acyl groups
Source: RefSeq, a predicted model, not a curated record